Annulohypoxylon truncatum is the source of this 2746-nucleotide messenger RNA. RefSeq names its product putative 20S cyclosome subunit. Gene Ontology annotation, biological process: cell division. The transcript has 2 exons. NCBI's taxonomy places the organism in Eukaryota, Fungi, Ascomycota, Sordariomycetes, Xylariales, Hypoxylaceae. The record is from RefSeq and is a predicted model, not a curated record. Gene Ontology annotation, molecular function: protein binding. The coding region runs from base 255 to 2708 and encodes 817 amino acids.
AGAAUACCCUGCUAGCCGCCGUGCUGUGGCGGCUUGUCUCGCAAGUACACCAAACACACCAAACCUCAAAUCCCGACCUACAACUCCUUCAUCUACUUCCGACCUCGUCUCCUUCCCGAUACAUAAAUCUACGCUGUCUCUCAAGGCAACCACAUGGCCCCUCGUGAAUAGCGCCGCGAACCAUUCACGAAGAUUCCUGCCGCCGAACUCAACGCUUGAUACCUACCUAGGCACCUAUAACACGUAACUUCAAUAUGGCGCCCAACGGCUCGGCUAUUACGGGCCAGUUGAGGCAGUUGGUUUACUAUCACCUCGACAAUAUAUCUUACGACAACGCCCUCUUCUUUGCCGAACGAUUAGCUUCACAUGACCACGGAUCAAGCGAACCGCAGUAUCUCCUUGCUCUCUGCUAUUUCCGACUCAGUGACUAUCACACAGCUUAUGACAUUAGCAAACCCGUCGCCGCUAGUGGGGGCAACGUUUCCUGCUCAUACAUAUUUGCCCAAUGCUGCCUCGAGCUUGGACAAUACAAGGAUGGCAUCGUAGCGCUAGAGAAGUCUAGAGGUUCAUGGUCACGGAAAUCUAGCUUGGGGAAGUAUGGGGCAACAAGUCGGGCGCUGUACCCGGAUAGUGCAAGUACCGCUUGCUUGCUCGGGAAACUUUACAAGGCAUACGAUGACAAGACAAAGGCGAGUCUUAACUUUGAAGAGGCGUUGAAGAUAAAUCCAUUUAUGUGGGACGCGUUCACGGCUUUGUGUGAUAUGGGUGUCCCUGUUAGGUCGCCUAACGUUUUCAGAUUGAAUGAGACGUUGGUAGAGAGCUUAAGCAUGGACCCAAUGAACGGGGUCUCAUCGGAGCAGAAGGACGGUAGUGUAGCUAUGCCGACUGAAAUUCAGCCUAAGAAGACGUCGUUUCGAUCUACGAUUUUCGAAUCGACAGGGGAUCCUUUCGAUCCUCAAAGAUCAACAGAUGGGAAUGGAAUGGCCCUCGGCUCCAACUUUUUACCCAGCGAGAACGACUUCAUGUCUAAAAUUAACGCAACUCGUUCUAAGGUGAUGACUACUACUGAGUCGGGCUUGGAUCAUAUGGAAACACCGAUAUCCAACCAUCACGAUUCGAACAUCCCUCGGAUGAAUCAUCAACCAGAACCUCCUCAGGCGCCUACUCGGAGGACAAAGAAUGCGCAAUUGCUCGAUUCUAACCAGGUGGACGUGCCACCAAAGCUGGGGUAUCGGGCAGGUACUAAGAGAGGCCAGAAAUUGCAGGACAAAGCUCAAGAAGAUAUCAUAACAGAGUCUAACCCCACUCUUAGAGGAUCAGGCCCAGGUGUGUCUGGGAAGAGGACUGUAUCUGGUGCCUAUGUCCAACCCAGACAACAUCAUUCAGAAGAACCUGGAGCUCCGCAGAGACGGAGUGCAAGGUUAAACUUACCCAGGGGCGGAAACGCGAAGGCCAACUCCGCAGCAUCGGCCGUCGGCGCCUCGCGGGACUAUAAAAAGGUCAGGCCCCAUGCAUCAAGGAUCGUACGUCCUAAUUCGAGUGGUUCCAACGUCGGUAGAGCCGUGAGCGGAAAUAGAAAGCCACUGGAGGAGAAUACUAUGGAUGUAGACCACGCCGAAGCACCACGAAUCAAAGAGGUUCGACCUCAACCCUCAAUCAUAAAAUCAGCAGAACCGGAGUCCGUAAAGGUCGAGGAGACACUGAAAUAUCUCUUGGAAUUGUUGAAGAAAUUCGGCUCUGGGUACCUCGCGCUAUCUCAAUAUCGGUGCGCGGAGGCUAUAACCUCAUACAAUCUGUUACCACGGCCACAUCGGGAGUCCCCGUGGGUGUUGUCGCAAAUGGGGCGGGCUUACUAUGAGCAGGCAGAAUACGGGGAGGCGGAGAAGUACUUUAGGAUGCUACGUGGCCGCCGUCCGACUCGCCUCGAGGAUAUGGAAGUAUACUCGACGAUUCUCUGGUUCCUCAAAAGAGAGACCGAUCUUUCUUUUCUCGCUCAUGAUCUGGUUGAAUUGUCGUGGCAUUCUCCUCAAGCCUGGUGUGCGCUCGGGAAUGCUUGGUCACUCGCCCGAGAUCACGAACAAGCAUUGCGAUGUUUUAAACGAGCAACUCAGCUAAACCCUAAGUUUGCGUAUGCGUUUACUCUUCAAGGCCACGAACAUGUUGCGAACGAGGAGUACGAGAAAGCCCUCACAGCAUACCGACAGGCGAUAUCAGCCGACCGACGGCAUUACAACGCGUACUACGGCAUAGGACGAGUCUACGAAAAGCUCGGUAAUUACGACAAGGCUUACGUCCACUUUCACUCAGCAUCCGUUAUAAACCCUACCAAUGCUGUCUUGAUCUGCUGCAUUGGCAAUGUCCUUGAGAAACAGCGACAGAUUGUGAAGGCUCUUCAAUUCUUUACCAAAGCCACCGAACUUGCUCCGCAUGCUGCUCAAACUCGAUAUAAAAAGGCCAGGGCUCUGUUAGCCCUUAAUCAACUCGAUGAGGCCCAAAGGGAACUCGAAAUCCUGAAGACGAUGGCCCCCGACGAGGCUACGGUACAUUUUCUGCUAGGGAAGCUGUACAAGUCUCUCAACGACAAAGGUUCUGCUGUGCGGCAUUUUACCAUUGCCCUGAAUCUUGACCCGAAGGCAAGCCAUCAAAUUAAAGAAGCCAUAGAGAGCCUUGAAGAUGACGAGAGCUUUGAUGAUUCCAUGAUGGCAUGACAUUACCCCUAUGAAACGACAUAAACCCUUGCUUACGU